AAGUGCGCGCCGCAGUCACGGCCGCUGACCAGCUGUCGUCAUGGUGGCACCAGUGCUGGAGGCGUCUCACGUGUUUUGCUGCCCAAACCGGGUGCGGGGAGCCCUAAGCUGGAGCCCCGGGCCGGGAGGACUUCUGGCCUUCGGCACAUCCUGCUCUGUGGUUCUCUAUGAGCCUCAGAAAAGGGUGGUUGUUACCAACCUGAAUGGUCACACUGCGCGAGUUAAUUGUGUACAAUGGAUUUGUAAGCAGGAUGGCUCUCCUUCUACUGAAUUAGUUUCUGGAGGAUCUGACAAUCAAGUGAUUCACUGGGAAAUAGAGAAUAAUCAACUUUUAAAAAAAGUUCAUCUCCAAGGCCAUGAAGGACCUGUUUAUGCAGUGCAUGCUGUUUACCAGAAGGGGUCAUCAGGUGUUGCAGUACACACACUGAUAGUUUCUGCUGCUUCAGAUUCCACAGUUGGACUCUGGCUUAAAAAGGGUUCAGAAGUAACAUGCCUUCAGACGUUGAACUUUGGAAAUGGAUUUGCUCUGGCUCUCUGUUUAUCCUUUUUGCCUAAUACUGAUGUACCAAUAUUAGCAUGUGGUGAUGAUGACUGCAAAAUUCAUUUAUUUGUUCAACAAAAUGAUCAGUUUCAGAAAAUGCUUUCUCUCAGUGGACACGAGGAUUGGAUAAGAGGCGUGGAGUGGGCAGCCUUUGGUAAAGAUCUUUUCCUAGCAAGCUGUUCACAAGAUUGCCUGAUAAGAAUAUGGAGGUUGUAUGUAAAAUCGACAUCUUCAGAAACUCAGGAUGAUAAUAUAAGGCUGAAGGAAAAUACUUUUACUAUUGAAAACGGAAGUAGUAAAAUAACGUUUGCAAAUACUCUGGAGACUGUGUUGGCUGGUCAUGAAAACUGGGUAAAUGCGGUUCAUUGGCAACCUUCAUUUUACAAAGAUGGUGUUCUACAGCAGCCAGUGAGAUUAUUGUCUGCCUCAAUGGACAAAACCAUGAUUCUCUGGGCUCCAGAUGAAGAGUCAGGAGUUUGGCUAGAACAGGUUCGAGUAGGUGAAGUAGGUGGAAAUACUCUGGGAUUUUAUGAUUGCCAGUUCAAUGAAGAUGGUUCCAUGAUUAUUGCUCAUGCUUUCCACGGAGCACUGCACCUUUGGAAGCAGAAUACAGUUAACCCAAGAGAGUGGAGUCCAGAAAUUGUCAUUUCAGGACACUUUGAUGGUGUCCAAGACCUAAUGUGGGAUCCAGAAGGAGAAUUUAUCAUCACUGUUGGUACUGAUCAGACAACUCGACUUUUUGCUCCAUGGAAGAGAAAAGACCAAUCACAGGUGACUUGGCAUGAAAUUGCAAGGCCUCAGAUACAUGGAUAUGACCUGAAAUGUUUGGCAAUGAUUAAUCGGUUUCAGUUUGUAUCUGGAGCAGAUGAAAAGGUUCUUCGAGUUUUUUCUGCACCUCGGAAUUUUGUGGAAAAUUUUUGUGCCAUUUCAGGACAUUCACUGAGUCAUGUGCUUUGUGAUCAAGACAGUGAUCUUCCUGAAGGAGCUACUGUUCCUGCAUUAGGAUUAUCAAAUAAAGCUGUGUUCCAGGGAGACAUGACUUCUCAGCCUUCUGAUGAAGAGGAGCUGUUAACUAGCACUGGUUUUGAGUAUCACCAGGUGGCCUUUCAACCCUCCCUACUUACUGAACCUCCCACUGAGGAUCAUCUUCUGCAGAACACUUUGUGGCCUGAAAUUCAAAAACUAUAUGGACAUGGUUAUGAAAUAUUUUGUGUUGCUUGUAACAAUUCAAAGACUCUGCUUGCUUCAGCUUGCAAGGCAGCCAAGAAAGAACAUGCGGCUAUCAUUCUUUGGAACACUACCUCUUGGAAGCAGGUUCAGAAUUUAGUUUUCCACAGUUUGACUGUCACGCAGAUGGCCUUCUCACCAAAUGACAAGUUCUUAUUAGCUGUUUCCAGAGAUCGAACCUGGUCAUUGUGGAAAAGACAGGAUACAGUCUCACCUGAGUUCGACCCAAUUUUCAGUCUCUUUGCAUUCACCAACAAAAUCACUUCUGUGCACAGUAGAAUUAUUUGGUCUUGUGACUGGAGUCCUGAUAGCAAGUAUUUCUUCACCGGGAGUCGGGACAAAAAGGUGGUUGUCUGGGGUGAAUGUGACUGUGGUGAUGACUGCAUUGAACACAGCAUUGGCCCCUGCUCCUCUGUCCUGGACGUGGGUGGGUCUGUGACAGCUGUCAGUGUCUGCCCUGUGCUUGACUCUUCUGGAAGAUACGUGGUUGCAGUUGGAUUAGAGUGUGGAAAGAUUUGCUUAUACACCUGGAAAAAGACUAAUCAAGUUCCAGAAAUAAAUGACUGGAUUCGUUGUAUUGAAACAAGUCAAAGCCAAAGUCAUACCCUUGCUAUCAGAAAACUGUGCUGGAAGAAUUGCAAUGGAAAAGCCCAGCAGAGUGAAGGAGAAGGUGCUGACUGGUUACACUUUGCGAGCUGUGGUGAAGAUCACACUGUGAAGAUAUACAGAGUUAACAAAUGUGCACUGUAAUGGGCUUCAUUAUCACAUGCUUACAAUCAUUGGUGUCUUAAAAUGUUUAUCAUGUAAAUAGAUCACCUUUCUUUACCUUCACAAUUGAAUCAAGUUUCAUUUUUAAGUCUGAAAGCAGUCCUUAUUUAGGUCCUAGAUCCUUUGAAAUUGAUGAAAGCUGUACAUCCCUUUCCUUGUUAUAAAAUUUAUAUGUAUAUUUACACAUACCUAAGACCUUUAUUCAUACUUUCAGAGAUUCUUGGAUCUACUUUCCAUAAGUCCCAGAUUAAGAACAUCUGGGGCCUGAAGUUGUGGCUCAAUGGUAGCGCGCUUGCCUAGCAUGUGUGAGGCACUGGGUUCGAUCCUCAACACAUCCAAAUAAGUAAAAUAAAGAUCCAUCAACAACUAAAACAAAUAUAUUAAAAAAAAAGAACAACAGCUAUACUUGAUCACAUUUGCCUGGUUUUGUGUUAUUUUGGGGCCUUUUCAUUUACCCCUCUGAAUCUGUUUUGUGUUGCUGUAACAAAAUGCCUGGUGCUGGGUACUUUAAAAGAGGCUUAUUUAAAUCAGAGUUCUGGGAUUCCAAGAACAUGGUCCUGAGAUCUGCUUGGCUCUGGUGAAAGCUUCAUAGCAGAUGGAAUAAUAAUGGUGGGAGUGUAUAUGGAAGAAAGAGGUCAUUUGUUGAGGCAGACAGAAAGGGAGAUUCAAGGAAGGUGCCAGACUUGCUUGUAACAACCCAAUCUCAUGAGAAUACACUCGAGUGAGAAUGUUCUCCUGUUAGAAAAGUAUUAUUCUCACCUGCCACUUGGCCCCACCUCAUAAAGGUUUCAGCACCUCUCAACACCACCACCCUGGGGACCAAGCCCCCAGCACAUGAACCUGUGGGGAACACAUUGGAAUCAUAUCUAAACCAUGCAUCCUCUUUGGGAUACAUCAUAUUUAUUACCUUCUUCAGAAGGUAGACAUAGAAAAUAAAAAGAGACUAAAUCCAGAUUGUUCAAUUUUUAACAUUUUUUUGUAAAUAAACAUACCACACCCAGUGUGCUAACUUGGACUUGACCCUUUCUUCCUAGUAUACACCAGUUAUUCUAGGAAUUUGGCAAGCAGUCAUAAGUUUGAACUACAGCCAAUCCUUUAUUCUUUAAAGGUACGUAAGUUCUGCUUUUGUGGGUUUACUUAAAGUAGAAUAUUUGGACAUUUAAACUUACAGAUUUAGGUUUUGAAAAAUAGAGUUCUGAAUCAUCUGAAUGUAUACAGUAGCUGAAGCCACGAGAGGGUAGAAUAUUUGUGCCUUGGGGAGGAUGCUGAGGGAGGACAAGGGUGCCAGAAAUGAUCUUGGAGUGCCAGCUGAAGGUUAGAGGCAGGCCAGGACUGUGAGAUAUGAGGAUGGGGGCUUGAGUCUAGCCUUGUUGGAACAUAGAGUCAUCAGGCAAAUUCAGUAUGUUGAAAAAAGGAAGGUGAGAAUUUUGUGCCAUUGUUUAAUAUGAUAUUUUGCUUUCAAAGGUGUUCAGUUGUGUUUUCUAGAUGGAGACUUUUAGGCCUGUGCUAUACAAUAUUUCUAGUUCAAUAGUGAGCUACAUAUGUAAUUUUAAACAUAUAUAGCCACAUAAUAAAUGGAAACAGGUGAAGUUUAUUUUAAUAUUAAAUUUACUGUAAUACAAUAUAUACAAAACAUACUGUUGACCCUCUCUAUCCAUGGGUUCCACAUAACAUGGAUUCAACCAACCACGGAUUGAAAAUAGUAGGAGGAAAAAUUGCAUCUCUUCUAUGCUUGUGCAGACUUGUCUUGUAGUUAUUCCUUAAAAAAUAAAGUGUAACAACUAUUUACAUA
Marmota monax (woodchuck) is the source of this 4328-nucleotide messenger RNA. It is a transcript of the gene Elp2, whose product is annotated as elongator acetyltransferase complex subunit 2. The coding region runs from base 41 to 2518 and encodes 825 amino acids. The transcript is spliced from 22 exons. Gene Ontology annotation, molecular function: protein binding. Lineage: Eukaryota; Metazoa; Chordata; Mammalia; Rodentia; Sciuridae. The record is from RefSeq and is a predicted model, not a curated record. Gene Ontology annotation, cellular component: elongator holoenzyme complex. Gene Ontology annotation, biological process: tRNA wobble uridine modification.